Molecule: messenger RNA, 2949 nt
Organism: Seriola dumerili (greater amberjack)
Lineage: Eukaryota; Metazoa; Chordata; Actinopteri; Carangiformes; Carangidae
Product: carboxypeptidase N subunit 2-like
Exons: 2
Coding region: 31-1617 (528 amino acids)
Cellular component (GO): plasma membrane
Molecular function (GO): protein binding
Source: RefSeq, a predicted model, not a curated record
UCUUUUGGUCCCACAAGGAAACUUGAUUCAAUGCUGCGUGAUCCCUGUAACACAGAGAAAAUGAACAAAGAAUUGGGCCUGACACUGUCCCUGGUGCUGCUUUUCUGUCACAAAGGCAACACAGAGUCACACACCUCUUGUCCGUACAAAUGCCAGUGUUUCACUUCGGUCCAAGUACUGUGUGCAGACGAACGGAUGAUAUCUUUGCCCAGAAACAUGUCCAAGCAGGUGAAGGACUUUAUUAUAAUGACAUCAGCUGUGGCAUACCUGCUCCCUCACACUUUAGAGGAGAGCCCCCAACUCACCAAGAUUGUCUUCUUAAACAAUGCACUGCGAAGUAUUCACGCUCAGGCUUUUGAUCAUCUGACUGAGCUGCACGAGCUGGAGAUUAGUGGGAACCCCUGGCUGGAACAUUUGUUUCUGGGGACUUUUUCAAAGCAGAGAAACUUGACUAAACUGCUGCUCAACUUCAACAGGUUCAAGGCGAUUCUUCCUGGCAUGUUUGACUCCCUGAAACAACUAGAAACUUUGCAGAUGAAGGGAAACAUCAUAUCAGAUCUGCCGACAUUUCUUUUUCUGAAUCUCCACAACCUUCGUGUCCUGGACUUGUCCCAGAAUAAACUUGAAGGAGUGAAAAGAGAGACAUUUUCUGGUCUGGCUAGGCUGGAGAUCCUGAAAAUUAACAACAACCUCAUUAGCAAUCUUACAUCUGACACAUUCCACAAUAUUUCUCAGCUGAGGGAGCUUCACCUGGAGUGGAAUAAGAUAUCAGAGCUGGCUGAGGGCACCUUCUCUGCGUUAACUGAGCUGGAGGUGCUAAACCUCAGAGGAAACCAUCUUACAGCCUUCAGCGAUAAAGUGUUUGGAUUCAAUGCCUCAAAUUUGAGGGAGCUGAACCUUAAAGGCAACAGGCUGACUGAGCUGUCCUCUCUGAGUGAUUUGACAUCUCUUUCCGACAUCAUCUUGUCGUCUAACCAGCUCUCUAAACUUCCUGAAGACAUUUUUAGAAAUAUCACACUGCUGGAGAAUCUGGAUCUCUCUGAAAACCAGCUCACAUUUCUGCCUGAAAGAAUCUUCAGCAAUCUAUUUGGUAUUAAAGCGAUCCACCUCAACAGGAACAAUCUGAGAAAGGUGGAGCCCAAACUGUUUGAAGACCAAACAUUCAUUCAGCAGCUCUACUUGUCUGACAACCAGCUGGAAACUCUUCCACUGGGCCUUUUAGACCCUUUCGCCAUCCAGCACACAGUGAGGCUGCAUGGAAACCCCUGGAGAUGCGACUGCCACAUGUGGUACCUUCAUGACUGGGUGCUGAGAAACAGCCUCGACGUAGAGAUGCUGGACAGGAUGCUCUGCGAGAGCCCUAACUAUUUGAGAAAACAAACAGUCGCCUCCAUCGACAAGGACCAGCUGGUGUGUCAGGUGUCUAAAGACGAGAUGCCGGAUCUCAGCAGCUGUAGCCUCCAAACAUCCAGUGAUACCAUGAUCAUCAAAUGUAAAGUGGAUAAAUGUUCUCCACUGACUAUGAAGGUGCAGUUUCAGGAUCAUGAUGGAAACAUUCAGGAGCAUAUUUUGAAAAAUGAGCAUUCUCAGUGUAGCAAUGAGAACCCCAAUCAGUAAUUCUCCCUGUUUAUUAGAUUUUGUUCUAUGUGCAAAUAUAUCCUCAUCAGACCAAGAGUCACAUUAUUAUAUGUUCUGACUGUCAGAGUCAGUACUGUAAACAAAUCUCUAACUCAGCAGCUGAUAACCAGUACACAUAAAGGCUGGUGAAUGAUAAGAGGGGUGGAUGAACCCUUUUCUGGUAAAGUUCAAAGUUCAAUCCAGUACUUUUAAGAUCCUGUCACUGCUAAAAGGAACCACGAGGAACAUGUUAAUCAUCUGCUAACAUGUGUUUAAUGACUGUGGUGUGUUCGAUCUCCAGUAGCCUCUGGUUCUCCUCUUUCUGUAGUUGCCUACACUAGCAGCGUUUGAGCGUCUUCAGUAUGAAUGUUUCAAUAUGUCCAUUUACAGACUAUGUAUUUUGCAAUUUGAACAAACUAGAACAACUGUUAGACAUGUCAAUAAAAAUUGACAUUUCAAUUUAACACUUAAAAAAAAGGCUUCUUUUGUAGGUAAAAUCAUGAUCUGCAAAAGAACCUGUUUAUAUAGUUGUCAUACAAGUCUAUUAGAGUAAAAGGUAUAAUAUCUCCUCGUGAAAUCUGGUGAAAUAGAAGUAUAAAGCAGCAUAAAAUUGAACUUAAUUUUAGAUUUUGAGUAAAUUUACAUAGUUACAUGUCAUCACAGCCAUCCACUCUGUCAUCUAGGGGUUUUAAAACACUGAGCAAGACCCACCAGUCCUCCUGUGAUCACUCCACUGCCCCUGAAUACAGAGAGGGAUGAUAAAGAGAGAGGGAGCGGCGUGGGGAGGAGGGAGGCCUGGAAACAACAAGGCACACAGAUGGCUACACCUUGAAUACAGCACCCUAACCCACACUUAAUAAGGGUCAAAGGCCAGAAGGUCAAUUGGGUCCUUGGUCCGAGUUGAAUGACAUCACAAUUCACAUGACAAAAAGAGGUGGCUGUCUUAUUUCCAGAGUUUGGAGGGAUAUCGUUAAAUUGGAGGUAAUCCUCACUCGACCAAAACUAUGGGGUAAACCAGACAUUUAACAUUCGGGUUGUUGUCAAAUGAGCAACAAGAGGUAUGGAAAUCGUUUAAUGCAUAUCUCUAUUCAGUAGGGAUGGUGGGCCUCAGCGAAAAGAAGAAACUAAAUGAGAAUGCCAAUGUCGAAACAAACCACAAAAUAUUGAUGAAAUUAAUUUGAAAAAUGUUUGACUAAUGUGAAAAGUUGGAAAAGAUUUGGAUAGUCUCAUAGUCUUGCUUCAUUCCAUGUGAGAGUCUAUUGAAAAUAUAGCAUGGAUGUAAAUAAACAAAAUACAACUGUAAAUAUUUUUGACACAUUUCAUCAAGAGAAG